Messenger RNA from Cucurbita moschata (crookneck pumpkin), 1612 nucleotides. RefSeq names its product UDP-glucuronic acid decarboxylase 6-like. Gene Ontology annotation, biological process: D-xylose metabolic process. NCBI's taxonomy places the organism in Eukaryota, Viridiplantae, Streptophyta, Magnoliopsida, Cucurbitales, Cucurbitaceae. The record is from RefSeq and is a predicted model, not a curated record. Gene Ontology annotation, cellular component: cytoplasm. Gene Ontology annotation, molecular function: NAD+ binding; UDP-glucuronate decarboxylase activity. The transcript is spliced from 14 exons. The coding region runs from base 279 to 1319 and encodes 346 amino acids.
AAUCUCCGUGAAACGUAACGUUCUUCAUUUUCAACUCACUUCCGAUUUUGGGACCCGCCAUUUCGAUUACCGUCGAAAAAUCCCACACCCUCCCUGGUUUAUGCAUUAAUUUGUGCCAGAAACCUUAAAUUCCACGGCGAAAACGAAAGAAUCGAGGUCCUCAGAUUUUGAUUCGGCUACUCCUAAGCUAUAUAAAAGGCAUAGGUUGCUGCUUAUAUUUUCACACAGCAGAAUCAAAGCCUUGGUAUUGGCGAAUUGCUUUGAAGGUAUUUGAAGUAAUGGCUAAAGAGGGUUCCAAUGGAAAUUCCCAUGCUUCCACAAAGCCACCACCCACUCCAUCUCCUUUGAGAAGUGCCAAAUUUUUUCAGGCAAAUAUGAGAAUUUUGGUGACUGGAGGAGCUGGGUUCAUUGGCUCACACCUGGUGGACAAAUUGAUGGAAAAUGAGAAGAAUGAGGUUAUUGUUGCUGAUAACUACUUCACUGGAUCGAAGGAUAACCUGAAAAAAUGGAUUGGCCACCCUAGAUUCGAGCUUAUCCGACACGAUGUCACUGAGCCACUGUUGAUUGAAGUUGACCAAAUAUACCAUCUUGCUUGCCCGGCGUCUCCGAUUUUCUACAAGUACAACCCUGUAAAGACCAUAAAGACGAAUGUAAUCGGCACGCUAAACAUGUUGGGACUUGCCAAACGUGUUGGAGCCAGGAUUUUGCUUACAUCCACGUCCGAGGUAUACGGAGAUCCUCUCAUCCACCCUCAAGAUGAAAGCUACUGGGGGAAUGUCAACCCAAUUGGUGUGAGAAGUUGCUACGAUGAGGGCAAGCGAGUUGCCGAAACUCUGAUGUUUGAUUACCACAGGCAACACGGGAUUGAGAUAAGGAUUGCAAGAAUUUUUAACACCUACGGACCCCGAAUGAAUAUUGAUGAUGGUCGUGUCGUCAGCAACUUCAUUGCUCAAGCGAUCCGUAGCGAGCCUUUGACAGUUCAAGCACCUGGAACGCAAACAAGAAGUUUCUGUUAUGUCUCUGACAUGGUUGAUGGCCUCAUUCGGCUAAUGGAGGGUGAUAACACAGGACCGAUCAACAUUGGAAACCCAGGUGAAUUCACAAUGCUCGAACUAGCCGAGACCGUGAAAGAGCUCAUCAAUCCUGGCGUCGAGAUCAUCAUGGUGGAAAACACACCCGAUGAUCCUCGCCAAAGGAAGCCUGACAUCACGAAAGCAAAGGAGCUUCUCAGCUGGGAGCCAAAGAUCAAGUUGAGGGACGGACUUCCUCUCAUGGAGGACGAUUUCCGAACCAGACUCGAAGUCCCAAGAAAAAACUAAGCUCGGAAGCUCAAUAUAAUCAUGCCGAAAAUGACGUCGUAUGGCUAGAGUAAAGAAUUUUCAAUAGAUGAAUGGACACGUUUGAGAGGAGAUUCGUACGAUUCGCUGUGUUGUGUUCUUUAUUACCUCGUUCUCUUUAUUUAGAAUAAGUGACAGACAGAAUUUUUGUUUUACCAUGAUAUUGUUCUUAAGGAAUCUCCAUUUUGGAUGUGGAUUGUACUUGGUACAAGCUCACUUACAUAUACAGGUAUACAGACAUUAUGGGCUCUUAUAUGGAGGCCAAAAUUUGAAUA